UGGAGACUUGAUUUUUAGAACGUGUUAUAAUUGUCUUUCUCACAAACAACGGGGAUUGAGAAAGCUCUGACUUUGUCUGGCCAAGAAAGACAACCCUUAGAGAAGGAGUGUUGAUGUGAUCCUUAUCCGUACGAGUGCUAGGUAGUAGUCUAGAUUGUUUCCGUUUAAGUUAAAAGGCCACUCUUUACUACUUUAGGAAUGUUUGAUAUCGAUAGCAGCCUGUUCAGCGCGUUCCGAGCACCACCGGGACCUACCCUUUAUGGGCAAUUUCGGUCAGCCGUCACGUCAGAUGUCGUCGAGAUUGCACUGAUCGUGGCGUUCGGCACUGUGCUCUUCUCCGUUAUCCUGUCGUCAAUCGGAAUUCCUGACGGAAAGAAGAGGCUGUCAUCCGUCGUCAGUGCUUCCAUUGCCUGCUAUUUCUUCAUUUGCAUCCUAUUGGCUAUAUUUGGGUAUGGCUGGCGAGUGGGCUCAUUGCACACGGAGACACAGUACAAAGCGUUUACCAACGCAACAGUGCAUGCCAAGGUGGGGUUGAAUGUUGGCCUGUACAGCGUCAAUAUUACGAUGAAAGGAGAGCCAACAAAGCAACUGUCGGAAGAAAUUGAUUACAAUGAGCACUUCAACUUUGGACAACUGCAAGGACGGUUUGGUUUCGGUUCGCAAGCUGGUCUUGUUAGCCGAGAAUUCCGUGAGGGCCAAGCACGUGGGCUCCCAUAUCCAAUUCUCUGGGUCAUAGAGUACUUCACGUUGGAUGGAGAGCUUAUUCGUUGGGGUCGCCAAUAUCGACAAGCUGGGUACUACACGGCAAUAUUGAUGUGGAGUGCCCUGGCGUUCUUCUUUCUGACGGUGAUGACGGCUUCGUGGACGCUCGCCUACAGUGCCUGCCUGUCAUGUACCACUGGCAUUCUGAUGAUCCUGGCGUGUGUAACUUACGACCAGCUGUACAGCUCAGUGGGCCCGCAGCUCAAGAUACCGUUCGAGGAUGGCGUGCUGGAGACGGCGUAUGGCUGGAGCUUCUAUCUAACGCUGGCCAAUGGCCUCCUCCUGUGUUGGCUGGGCUUUGUUAUGAUGAUGCUCUACCUAUUCUUUCCCGAUACAGUGCUGACUCUCUUUGGCAUAGACUUGGAUGAGACGGACGAGAUAUUACUUGUCGAAGACGAGCCAACGGAGCAGCCGCAGGAGGAAUCUCAGGGGGAAGCGAACGAAGAACAGCAGAGGGAGCAACAGAGAACGGAAAGUGGUGCGCUUGGUGGCCGACCAUCAUGUGUCUUCGUCAAGGGUCGCGACGAUAGCAUGGCAGGAGGCUUUGCCAACGUGAUACAGGAUCUCGCCAGUAGCAGGAACCGCACCACCAGGCGCAGUGUUCGCACGCAGAGUGGAUUCACCAUCAAGAGAAAGCAGAGAACUGUUCGCACCCGCGCUGGCUCUAGUUCCGAUCCAGAGUUGCAAGUGGCAACGACGCCAAGUUUGGAAAAGCUAAAAAGGGGAAACAUCUCGUUGGCAGCAAUCCAGCAGUCAUCCACAGAUACUCUACUUUCAUACACCAACCCUUCAUGCUCCACAAUCCAGGAGCUGUAGUGACACCAAACGCCAUACCGCAAUGGCAUACCUCAAAUCCCGCUAUCUCUUGAUAUUGGAGUCCACAUCAGAUUUUGGACAAUUUUUUAAAGAUCGCAUUGCGUGGCGUGAACUAGCCAUAAGAAAAUUUAAUUCCCGUAGCUAUGCAGAAGACGUUACUUCAGUAACGUCUGGCGCUAGCCAGGGCCCACACAGCUUUAAUUUGGUGUUUGUUUGUGUGUUUGUGUCACGCCUGGCGCUAUCCCGUAUCUGUCCCGUACCGUACCAUCAAACACAGCUGGCCACAUACAGCUGGCCGCAAUAUUCAAAUAGGGCUUUCAAACGCAAGAUCAUAACGUGAAGCAACUUGGAAGAAUGAGUAUGAAUGCGAAGUGUAUGGGGGAAUGCAUGUAGGGCGAUAGUGCGGGUUCGAAUCCCAG
This is a messenger RNA of Sycon ciliatum, 1997 nucleotides long. RefSeq names its product dual oxidase maturation factor 1-like. The record is from RefSeq and is a predicted model, not a curated record. Gene Ontology annotation, biological process: protein transport. Bases 199 to 1578 code for a protein of 459 amino acids. The transcript is spliced from 6 exons. Gene Ontology annotation, cellular component: endoplasmic reticulum membrane. NCBI's taxonomy places the organism in Eukaryota, Metazoa, Porifera, Calcarea, Leucosolenida, Sycettidae.